UGCUUAUUUAACGUAUGGACCAACAUUGUUGCUUCACCCUUGUUUUUCUUUUUAAUCUCGAAAGCAACACACUCUGUACUUUCUUCACAUGGCUUCCCAAAACCUCAAAAUCCAUGAACAGUGCAGUGUUGCUCCACCCUCUGCACCCCAAACAUCCCUCCCUCUCGUAUUCUUCGACCUCUUCUGGCUGAGGUUUCACCCUGUGGAACGCAUCUUCUUCUAUUCCCUCCCUGUAACCCAUUCAAACCCAUCCAUUUUCUACACCCAAGUUGUUCCAAACCUCAAAACUUCACUCUCUCACACCCUCCAUCACUUUUCUCCUCUCGCCGGCAACGUCCUGUGGCCCAAUGGUUCUUCCAAACCCGUCGUUCAGUACACCCCAGGCGACGCCGUUUCAGUGGUGCUUGCAGAAUCCGAAGCCGAUUUUGACCACGCGUUGGACAACACACCCAAAGAAGCGUCAGAGUUACGUUGUUUGGUGCCUCACUUGGAAUCCUCAGAUUCUCAUGCCUCUGUUAUGGCUCUCCAAAUCACUCUGUUCCCUAACAGAGGGUUCGCCAUAGGAAUCAGCACUCACCACGCCGUCCUUGACGGAAAAUCUUCAACUCUUUUCGUCAAAGCUUGGGCUUCUCUGUGUAAAACCAGUGAUGAUGACUCUGAGUCAUCACCAUCAUCGUUACCAUCUUUGGCUCCAGAAUUGGAGCCUUUGUUUGACAGAACAGUCAUAAAAAGCCCGAGUGAGUUAGGGUUCAACGCAUCAUUCGAUUUAACUAAGCUCGUAAUCAAUUCGUUCCCAGGUGAAAAUAGGGAAGAAAGAUGCUUGAAGCUUCUACCUUUCCCUCCAAGAUUGGAGGAUCAGGUCCGAGGGACAUUCGUCCUCACGGUAGCAGAUUUGGAGAGAUUAAAGAAUUGGGUGCUGUCCAAGUGGGACAGUGUAGACAUAGUUGAAGCAGAACCAAACUCAAACUCAACGGUUUCUUCAAAACCAACCAAACUGUCGACUUUUGUUGUAACCUGCGCUUAUGCUGUGGUUUGCAUUGCGAAGGCCUGGCACGGAGUUGAAAAGGAGAAAAAUAGGUUUGCUGGUGGGUUCAGUGUGGAUUGCAGGGCCAGGUUGGAGCCUCCAAUUCCUGAAAACUAUUUUGGGAACUGUGUGUGGGGGAAUUUCUUGGAUGCUAAACCGUCAGCAUUUAUAAAGGAAGAAGGGUUUGUUAUUAUUGCCAAAAGUAUUCAUAGUAAAAUAAAAGAGAUGUUAGAUAAGGGUGUUUUUCAUGACGCAGAUACUUUUGCUGCUAGAUUUGCAGCUUCCGCAAAAGAGGGAAUUGAAAUCAUAGGAAUUGCAGGGUCAAACCGUUUUGGGGUUUAUGGGAAUGAUUUUGGUUGGGGAAAGCCUUCAAAGGUGGAGAUUGCAUCGAUUGAUAGAGCCCUAACAAUUGGAUUGGCAGAGAAGAGAGAUGAGAAAGGUGGUGUUGAAGUUGGCGUUGUUCUGAAGAGAUCUGUGAUGGAUCUAUUUGCCACUUUGUUUCGUGGAGGAUUAACAGAUGAGUGAUUCAACAUGACAUAUCUGAAAUUCAAGAAUCUGCCGACAAUCUUCCGCUUUUCUUCCUUAUCACAAAACCAAAAGUCUUCUGCAUUUGCUACAAAAAUCCUCUUUCAGUGAGUUUCAUCAUCGUAUAUCUACUUUUUUUUUCAAUUUUACUUUCUACUAGUUCUUUUUGAAUGGUCUAACUCACCAAAAUAUUAGAUACUUCUGCAUUAUUAUAUAAAAGGUGAAGUUAAGAAAUCCAUACUUAAUCAUUGAUAUAA
Molecule: messenger RNA, 1806 nt
Organism: Vigna unguiculata (cowpea)
Lineage: Eukaryota; Viridiplantae; Streptophyta; Magnoliopsida; Fabales; Fabaceae
Product: phenolic glucoside malonyltransferase 1 pseudogene
Source: RefSeq, a predicted model, not a curated record